This is a messenger RNA of Dimorphilus gyrociliatus, 1303 nucleotides long. Lineage: Eukaryota; Metazoa; Annelida; Polychaeta; Dinophilidae. The record is from the annotation of a GenBank genome assembly.
CAUGAAAAGAGAACACGAAGACAGAGUUCAAACGAUUCGGAGAGCUUACCAGCAACAAUUAGCAGAUGCUCUAGCUCGAAUAGGCAAAUUAUAUGCUGUGAGAAUAAGGGAAAAAAUGAGAAAAGAAAAGGAAAAACUAAGUAAAGGAGUUGGAAAUUUAGAAGAUAAAAUAAAAGAAUUAAAAGAUGUGAUACAGAGAAACGAAACUAGCAUGGAAAUGUUACAACUUCAAUGCGAAAAAUUACAAAGAGAAAGAGACGAGUUGAAAAUUCGUCUGGAAUAUCCUAUGGAUGAUGAAUCCGAGUUUACAGUGGAAUCGGAAGAGAAUCAAGAACUAAUAGCGGCUCAAGCUGAAGUUCAGGGUUUAAAAGAGAGUUUGACUCAUGAAAGAAGUCUAAACGAAAGACAUUUAGCUAAUAUUAAAGCCGAACAAGAUUCGAAUAGAGCUCUAAAGGGGGAAAUAGAAAAGCUGAAAGUAGAGUUAACACAGAAUAAGGCUACUAUACAUCAGUUAAACUCUGAAAAGGAGCUUCUGCAGGAUUCAAUGGCAGGUGAUCAUAAGAUGGCUGUAUCGAAGUUGGAAAAAGAAAAGGAAGAAAUUAGAAAGGAAAUAAUCGCGCAAUAUGAAGAAAAAUUGAAAAAGGCACAGCAAGAAACUGCUGAUGCUAUAAGAGAAUCUAAAAAUUUAUCUCUAUCAAACACCAAAGACUCUGAUUUGAAAGAAGCUCGUUUGAAAAAUGAUCAAUUAACAAGCGAAAUUACUAAACUGCAACAAAUGUUAAAUCAGGAGAAACAAAAAUCCAGAUUGGCUGCUAAAGAUGCUGGAAGUAUGGAACAUGAGAGAAUGAUGCAAGAUCGUCUCAAAGCAGAAGUAAAUAGGUUGAAAAGAGAAAUGGAUAAGAUGCAAAAAUCAUGGGAAAAGAAAUUUGCUAUAAUGAAGCAAAGUAUGCAUGCUCUCAAAGAUGAAAGUUAUCUACGACAAAAUCUUCAAAAGCAAGCUGCAAAUUUACACCAAGCAUCAAUUAGUUACGCGGUUGACACGCCUGACGGAAUUAUGGGAACUAAAUCUAUGGGACCUAACCGUCAAAGAAAAUUACCUCCAGUUUCUCGAUCUGAGGAGAAGAAAAUUUCUCAAGAUCUUAUUAGCUAUACAGUUUCCGCUCAAAGCGGAAGGCAAACAGGAAUAUUUUCCAGAUUAGACGAAAAUCAAGUUAUGUCUGACAACGAAGAAGAUCUACCUGAGGACAUUGUUCCAAUAUCGCCUCAUCGACGACCACCAACAAUGGGAGAAGUGAAGAAUUAA